Molecule: messenger RNA, 6909 nt
Organism: Xiphophorus couchianus (Monterrey platyfish)
Lineage: Eukaryota; Metazoa; Chordata; Actinopteri; Cyprinodontiformes; Poeciliidae
Gene: atxn7
Product: ataxin 7
Exons: 13
Coding region: 248-3094 (948 amino acids)
Source: RefSeq, a predicted model, not a curated record
UGGAAGCACCAGGAGAAGACCUCCUCAGAAGCUGAGCACUGCAUUCGUUUCUCUCCCACCGUCCUCUUUGUCAUUCACCCCGUGCAUCCAGUUGCUGUUCACCGACCUGGGGACACAUUUAGAGCUCCAGUACCCAGGGCCCCGAUAUCCUCUCUGGUGUGCCAGCCUGCAAACAUUAAAGCUGAUGAGGAUUGGCUGAUCAAAUUAAAAAUAAACUCCUUGUUUCUUGUUCCAUCAAGCGGAAAGAAUGUCGGAAAGGGCCGAAGAUGACGUCAGGGGGGAGCAGCGCCGAGCGGCCAGGCAGCAGCUGAAGCAGCAGCAGAUCCAGCGGGGAGAAGGCUCCACAGCAAUGGCGACUGUUGCGGAGCGGAGAUCGCUGCCUAGUCCUGAAAUAAUGCUGGGACAGCCUUGGAGCAGCUGGGUCGACGCCGCCAAACUCCACGGACACGACGGUGCUGAAUCGGAGGAAAGUUUCAAAGACUUAGGGAAAAAUCGAGAAGCCAUGCGUUUGUGCAGAGAAGACAUGCCCAUAUUUGGUCAGUGUCCCGCACAGGACGACUUCUACCUGGUGAUGUGCAGCCACUGCGGUCAUGUGGUCAAGCCACAAGCCUUCCAAGCACACUACGAGAGAAGGCACAGUUCCAACAGCAAGCCGGUCUCCACGUCGCCCUUCCCGGUGUCGGGCAGAAACCGAAGUGCCGGCAGCGGACUGAGCUCGGGCUCUGUGGCCGGAGUUCCAAGCGGAGGGAUCCCCGGCCGAACAUCCACCGCCCUCUCCAGCGUGUCGUCGUCUUCGUUGUCAUCCUCCUCCAAUCCCAAAUUUCCGAAAUCAGCCAAAGACAAGCUGCAAACCAUUCAGCGAAGACCUCCCCACGCCACGUGCAGGACGGGCCCAUCUGACAAAAUCCCAGCUGUGAAGGUGGAGAAGAUGCACCUGAAGGUGGAGUCGUCAGCGAAGCCGCUGCAGGCUUCCUCCGCCCCCGCCACUUCCUCUUCCUCCUCCUCUACGCCCUCUUCUAACACCACUGUGAGCACUGCCGCCAUCACGGCUCCCACGUCGUUGUCGUCCUCAUCAUUGCCGUCAUCAUCAUCAUCAGCCCUUAAACCAGGCCUUAACUGUCCCCUCAUACAAAAGCCUCCAUUGCUGGUAUCUGGUCCCAUUCCCAACGGCAAGGGCCUCCCUGCAGACAAGAAGCAAGACAGCAGCACCAGUAGCAAACGCCACGUUAACAAGAAGGUCUCAGAGCGUGAGUUCAAUCCUGAUAUUCACUGUGGCGUAAUGGAUGCUACAGGUCGGAAACCCUGCACAAGAUCACUAACAUGCAAGACACAUUCCUUAGGCCAUCGGAGGGCCGUGCCUGGACGAAGGAAGCGCUUUGACAUUUUGCUGGCAGAACACAAGAACAGAACGAGAGAGCGGGACAGGGAACGAGAACUGCACCAAAACCAUUCCCAGCAAACUGCCCCCCUCAGGGACCCACACCCCUCUCCCCAGCUCGCACCUAGCCAUGAUACCCACCUGGUUUCUCAUGGCAACGGACCAGCCCCUGAUACCACAAAGCCUUUGUCACUCGGAAAGCCCAAAUUUCACAGUCCUGGUCUUCCUCGACUGAACAACAGUCACGCUGGAGGUUCCUCUGGGGAUCCUUCAGUAGUCCACGAGUCCCUGCACCAUCCCCAGCCUACCCCAGACGUUUUAUCCAGACCCUCAAGUGACGAGGGAGAGAACGAGGAGCGGGAAGAUGGCACGGACAAACUGGACUUUCUCUAUUCAGGUUACCACCCUCGACCGGCAGCUUACUGUACCUUUGGAAGUCGACUGAUGGGGAGAGGCUUUUACUCCUUUGAUAGGCGGUGGGACAGAGUGCGAUGCGCCCUGACCACCAUGAUGGAAAAGCAUGUUAACUCUCAGAUGUGGAAGAAAAUUCCCCUGGCCUUGGAGAAUUCCUCUCUUGCAUCCCUCCACAAGACAAGCACAAAUUCCCACGGUAGCACUCCCUCGUCAGGCUUCCUGAGCCCCCCGGCGACCUUGCCCCAAAGCCCCUACAGCCAAUCUGUGGAGAGCAGGUCAUCGCUCUCCUACGGGACCACCUUAAACGCUCACAGCUCCCUCCAGGGCGGGACUGAGCACCCGGCCUAUGGCACCACGCAGGCCAGACAAGUGUCUUCGUUGCCGCAGAUGCCUUCAGCCCACUUGUCCUCAUCCUCGUCUUCUUCAGCUGCUUCGCUAGCCUCCAGCCGGGCACUGAAGUCGCGUUCAUCCAGCAGCAGCGCCGCUACCAAAUCAUCUUCCUCAUCCUUCAAGCCCAAGGAGCUCUCCUCUGGCUCCUCCGUGUCUGUCGUACCGAACUCCACCAGCGGGGGCAGCGCUGGAGCGAACAACAGUAGCAGCACUAGCUUCAGCUCGGGAAAGAAGAGGAAGAACAGUUCUCUCCUUUCUUCAUCCCAUUGCUCUUCUGAAUCCUCUUCUUCUUACGCCGGUGCCCCUUCGUCAUCCUCCUCCUCUUCGUCGUUCAAGAAGAACUGUGCAAACGUGGGCAGCUCAGGGAGCACCUACCAUCACGGCUCGUUGGGAGCUUCGUCUUCGCUGUCCUCCUCCCACAGCGGCGUUCACAGCGUGGGGCUGAACUGCGGCCCCAGCAUGCGGACCAACUCGCUCAGCCUCAAGGCGGAGCCUUCGGCGGGCGGCUCGUCGGGGCCGCCGGCGCGGGGCCCGCCCUCGGGCAGCCCCGCCGAGUCCAUAAAGCGAAUGAGCGUGGUGAUGAACAGCAGCGACUCGACGCUCUCUCUGGGGCCGUUUGUCCACCACCAGCCCGCUUCGUCGUCAGACCACCACGCCAACUUCAGCCACCACUCGGCAGACGGUCGCCUGGAGGCCAAGAAGCGGAAAAGCUCCUCCGCUUCCGGCGGCGUCAACAGCGGAGGCGGAGGUCUGGGUAGGGAAGGAGCAGCAGGAGGAACCGGACCGGGCCGGCCCAAAAUGACCAAGUCCCCCGCUCUUAACAACAUCCACGGGAAGCACAGCCGGAGCAUUCCAGGAACGCCAGGUCUGCCCAACAACUCUCAUUUACAUCAGCCAAAAGCUCGUCCCUGACAGCGACUUUCUGCCUCUGCGAUGGAAACAGGCGGACAGAGGAAAGUCCAGACUGGUCUGCAAUCUGUUCUGGACUGCGCGAGGCCUUGUGAAAUAAAAUCCACAUGACUCUCAGCUUCCCACAAUCCUCAGGGUGGAGAUGAUCUGGACUGCCCAGUGAAGUAGACGUGGUCCUUACUAUUUCUCCCAAAGCCAUGUGUGCGUCAGAUGUGUGCGUGUGUAUGUAUGCGUGUGUUUGAAAAGAGGUGGGCAGAGAUACUGAAUGCAAAGAAGAACCCCUUGCCCUCUCUGCUCCUCUGCCCCAUUAAUCCGAGAGGUCUUCCCAGCUGUUUUGGAGAUAGAGGGAACACAACAAGCCGCUCUAUUUCCGUUCGAGUUCAACAGCGAGUGUGUAAACGUGCGAGAGUUUUUUUAAAAUUUUUUUAAAUUUUUUUUUAUAUUACUCCUCCGCCCCCCCAAAUGUUAAAUUCUGCUGGAGUCCCCAGCUUUAUUCCACCCCCAUCGCCUGAUCUCAGAAGCCUUGCAAGGACAGCCGGAGGAGACUCAAAGUUUCUAAUCGCAACACCUUAAAUCACAACAUAUCUACUUUUUUAAAUGUCCGUUACAGUCCGUAACCGAGGGUCACACGCAGUCGCCCCCUAGCGGAUAAUCUGGUCAACUCUUCUAAUCAUCCAGGAUAAUUAUGCAAGUGUUACCUUUUUUUCCUGAUUUCUAAUGAGCUUUGUUUUUUUAACACUGGACUACAAAGGGUCUUUGUAGACUUGGUGAAGACGGUUGUGCUUUUAAAUGUAAAAAAAAGGACACCUGAUGUGCCCAUUGGAUCGGUUCUUUUGUCAGCGAGAAAAGCCUGACGUCUCAGUUUCCUGAAUCUAUACAUUGUACAAAAAAAAAAAAAAAAACCCUACAGCAACAGUAGACCUACCCUCCCACCCCCGAACUGUGAAGCGCACUAAAUAAUUGUGCUUAGCUGUCCACAGAGUUCGCCAAAAAACUGCCACAGCUUUGCCAACUACUUUCUAUUAUAAGAGGAGGAGGGUGGGGGUGCAGGGUGGGAGAUCGUUAAAGCCACAACUUCCCUACUUUAUCCCCACAAAGCGGUGUAAAAUUCUCAGCUAUGUGUGGACAGAUGUGAAUUGUAAUGUUUUCCAUAUGGAAUCAGGUAAAUGGUACGUCUUAACUGGAACAAACUUGCACGUCUACUCGUCUUCUGUGGGGUGUAAUUGUCCCUCCCAGUGAGUAACCACUACCAAAUCUCUGGUUGUUCCUUUCCCGACGCCUCACGGUCAUAAAGGGGGAGGGGGGCGUGGUUGUUGGCUAUGGCGUGCCAAAACUGCAGAAAUGUUCUAAACAAAAAUUUAAACGUUAUUUAUCCACGAAACAAAUUGAAAGAAAAGAAAAAAAUAUCCCGACUUAUUACGUCAAUCUUUUGCGCGAUAUAUGGUUAUAGAAUACCAUGUGAAUUCAUUAAAAAAUGAAAUUGAAACUUUUUAAUAUCUCAUAAUUAUUUCAGUAUUCAGUUAUUUCAUGGCUUUUUUUUUUUUGCUGCAGUACAUCAUGAAAUUAUUCAAAAUGCCUGUGACUCAAAAAGUUCAUGAUGUGUUGCAGCAACCAACCAUGAACUAAUUGUUCAAAUAAAGGUUUGUUCUUAAUAAUCAAAAAGAAUAUCCUGUAGUUUAUUAUGAAUUUAAUAAACGUUUUAUGCAUUUGUUUACAACUAGAAAAAUUUUAAUUAGGCACUUUUGGAUCUCCAUAGAACCCUAGCAUAAUACUAACACAGGUGGAUCUCAAUAAAACAUGUUCGAAAAUGGCUUUCAGUUACUUGAUUGAAAAAGCGGAACGGUUUAUUUCUGUUCAGGUUGAAGAUCGAGGCUUGCAGCCAAUAGAAACCUAAUGUCAAGUUUCUCGGACAAUAAGAAUAUAACCGAUAAUUUUUAAAAAAAGGGGGCAUGUUUUUGUUCUUAGAAAUGUUGCCUAUGGAAAAAGUACAGCACAGGCGGAUCAGCCUGCAGCCUCCAGCUUAUCUGCAUUCUUGCUUCUGGUGUCUCUCAUCUUCCUCUUGCUUGCACCCGUUGGUACUUGAGGCAGUGUGUGAAUUGCUCUAAAACGUUCAGAUUUUUGGACUUGAUAAAGCCGAGUGGACCAACACCAGCAGUUCAUGGGACUCCCCCAAAGCAACACUUAACACUUGAGCUCAAUUAACUUGGACGCCACUUUUCCACUGCAACUUGAUUUUCUUUCAUUUUAAACGUCGGACUUUGGACCAGUUUUUGUCCGUAUGCCCUUGUCCGGGUAUCCUACAAUUCCUUUUUUAUUUUUUAGGAGUAUCUCACCACAGGGAAUUUCACCAGUUGUUGUCGUCCUGGAUUACGUCUGUGUCUGUCUUGAACUCCUGCUGCAGUCCAAGCUUAGUGAAUCGCUCUUGAAUGGACUUUGCAGUUAUUUUUUUUUUUUGCUUGAGUACACUUUGUCCUUCCACUUUGUUUUCUUUAGCAAAGCCCUUUUCCUGGCUUGUGCAAGGUGUUAGAGACUGUCUGCUGGACAACUGUAAGAAAGUCUUCCCCACAAUAGUGCUUUAAAAAAAAAAUCCCUCAUGUAAUAAUUCAUAAUUUAUAUGAGAAACAGUUUAUCAGCUGAGAGAAAUAAAUCAUUGAACUUAGCAGAACACUUGAAAUGGAUCCCUUUAAGUUUGAGCUUCAAUGUUUGAAUUGAAUUCUGGAUUUUCUAAUUUGACAUGCAGUCGAACUUUGAUAUUUCUCAAAAAAACCAAAACAGGCAAUACUCACUCGUUUGUUUUUGAACAAUGGUUUCAGGUGAGUUUUUCUGGUGCAAGAUUCAUGAAGAUGGCGUCACGAGAAAACGAGCUUUUUAGCAACUCCCAUUGAUUUCUAAAUACAAAAAAAAAAAAUAAACGAUAUAAAAAUCCUUCACUGAUGUCAAAGCUGAAAAGGUUUUUUUUUUUUGUCGUUUUCUAAGAAAUACUCUUUAAUUCACCAUGUUUUCUUGUAGCCUAUGUAUCAAGUGUCCCUCUUUGAGAAUACAUAUUUUGUUAAUAAAUUGUACAUAGUAAAGUAUGUAUUUUUGCACGGGCAUUUUUCCUACACGCUGAAUUUUUUGGUACAAUUUUAAAGAGUAUUUAUUUAUUAAGAAAAAAAAAAGAAAAAAGAGAGAUCUUGUGGACAAGACUAUUUGAAGUGGUUCACUGCCAAGUCUAUACGAUGCAAUACAUCCCAUUUGUCGAAGCAUCUCAUGAAUCGUGUUACUCGACCUAUAAAGGAGGGACAGGGAGACGUCGCCGCUGUAGCAUGUGUCUGUAUGAGAGAUACCUUUAUUAAUGUACCAAGGUCUGAAUCACACGUGCUUUUUACCAGACGGUUUUAUGUUGCCUACUAAUCUGACUCUGUGUGACCCCUGUUGGUCUGAAAUGUCACGGCCUGAAGCUGUGCCCGUUUAGAAAAAAUAAUAAUAAAAAAAAUGCUUUAGGGACUUUUUAAGUCGUCCGCUGUGUAGACUUGAACACAUUUCAUGAUUGGAGGGUGGUGGUGGUGACGGGUGCUAUAGGGACAUGGCAAUCUUUGCGAGAAAGAAGAGCAAUUGAAAAGUUGUCUGCUUCCUCGUUGCCGGUUUUAAAUUGCAGCUUUUCCAGGAUGAGUUCAGCAGCAGUGCGAAAGAAAUAUCAAAUCAAGAAAGUGCCUGAAUUAGUUUCUCUCCCUGACUCUUUGAGGACAGUAUUCGUCGGGUGGCUUUACCCUACUUGAAUGUUCAAAGUAUUGGAGUUUGGUUUAAAUAUCAGCCUGUGAGCCCUUAAAGAAAAAAAA